This is a messenger RNA of Paramecium tetraurelia, 828 nucleotides long. RefSeq lists its product as uncharacterized. The record is from RefSeq and is a predicted model, not a curated record. The transcript is spliced from 2 exons. NCBI's taxonomy places the organism in Eukaryota, Ciliophora, Oligohymenophorea, Peniculida, Parameciidae.
AUGCAAAACUCUUAGAAAAAUAGAGAAGAUAAUAAUUCUUCUAGAAGUCGAAGUGAAUCUCCUUUAAGUCAAGAAGAGCAAGAAAGAAGAAAGAAACUCCCUGUUUAUGAAAGGACAUUGGAAGAAAAAAUAAUGAGUAAAAAAAUCAAGGCUGUUGAGAAGGAUAGGCUAAUCAAGGUGUUUAAUGCCUUGAUUCUAUUAGAGCCUAAAAGAAUUGAAUAAGAAAUGGAUGGGAAUAAGACUACAGAAGGGGAUACUAAACUUGGAAAAUAAAAAAAGAAGAAGUCUAAUGAACCCAAAUUUUCAGCCAAAGCCAUUUAUGCAAUGAUGAAAAAGUUAAAAUACAUUCCAGUAGGUGAAGAGGUAGAAAGAAUGAUUUGGGAAAUCGAUGAAGAUUUAGAUGAAUAAAUUAGCUGGUAUGAAUUUCAAUUGAUGUUCAAAAGAUGCAUUAAGGAUACUUCUUAUCUAGAACCAAGAGGUUUGUUUAACUUUGUACAAUUUUUAAUGUAUGCUUAUGACAAGGAAGCCAUUAAAAAUACUAUAACUGUCGAAGACACAUUGGAAUUAUUGUAUGUGAGAUGUGGGAGAUAAAAUCUCGAUGGAGAAAUAUUCAAAAUAUUUGGUUAAGAUGAGAAGACUGCUGAUGGAUAAGAAAAGGAAAUUACAUAUUCUGAAUAUUUGGCUUAGAUGAAAAAGAAAGACUUCAGCAAUUGGACUGAAUUGGAAAAUAAAAAAAAGAAAUACGAUCCUUCAAAAGAACAAAACCUUAAUAAAAAAGAUUGAUAUAUUUAUUAUCUAGAAAUAACCAUUCAUUUCUAACAAUCCAUA